UCUCGAUCGAACACAUUUCCUUCUUCUACCUAUCUACCCCAGCAACCCGCCGCAAGCUCGCCGGAACGCUGUCCAAAGCUAAGCUAAGCUAGCGCGUCCGCGGCGGCGAGACCAUGGACCGCGUGACCUCGUCGUGGCUGCCGCCGCUGCUGCUGCUUCUCGUGGCCGCAUCCGGCGCCCAGGCCGACCCGCAGGUGCCGUGCUACUUCGUGUUCGGGGACUCGCUGGUGGACAACGGAAACAACAAUGACAUCGCGUCGCUGGCGAGGGCCAACUACCCGCCCUACGGCGUCGACUUCCCCGCCGGAGCCACCGGCCGCUUCAGCAACGGCCUCACCACCGUCGACGCCAUCUCUCGUCUUCUGGGCUUCGACGACUACAUCCCCGCGUUCGCGGGUGCAAGCAGCGAUCAGCUCCUCUCCGGCGUCAACUUCGCCUCCGCCGCCGCCGGAAUCAGGGACGAGACCGGCCAGCAGCUGGGCCAGCGCAUCCCCCUCGGCGGGCAGCUCCAGAACUACCAGACGGCGGUGCAGCAGCUGGUGAACAUCCUAGGCGACGAGGACUCGGCGGCGAACCACCUGAGUCAGUGCAUCUUCACCGUGGGCAUGGGCAGCAACGACUACCUCAACAACUACUUCAUGCCCACCGUCUACGGCACCAGCCGGCAGUACACGCCGGAGCAGUACGCCGACGUGCUCGCCAACCAGUACGCGCAGCAGCUCAGGGCCCUGUACAACAAUGGCGCCAGGAAGGUGGCGCUGAUGGGCGUGGGGCAGGUCGGGUGCAGCCCGAACGAGCUUGCGCAGCAGAGCCCCGACGGCGUCACCUGCGUGGAGCGGAUCAACAGCGCCAUCGAGAUCUUCAACCAGAAGGUGGUCAACCUCGUGGACCAGUUCAACACGCUGCCGGGCGCGCACUUCACCUACAUCAACGCCUACGGGAUCUUCCAGGACAUCCUCAGAUCACCAGGGUCGCAUGGUUUGACGGUGACCAACACGGGGUGCUGCGGGGUGGGGAGGAACAACGGGCAGGUGACGUGCCUGCCCUACCAGACGCCGUGCGCCAACAGGGCCGAGUACCUCUUCUGGGACGCCUUCCACCCGUCGGAGGCGGCCAACAUCCUCGUCGGACGGAGGGCCUACAGUGCCGCGCUGCCGUCCGACGUCCACCCCGUCGACCUGCAGACGCUUGCUCAGCUCUAGUCCAUGCAUUAUCAAGAGCUGGAAGGAGUCAGGACCAACAUUUAUACACUACUAGCUUUCGCUUGCCUGACUCAAUUGUCGUUGUGGAGUGAUACGAGUUUUCAUUACUUGGGUGCCAUGCGAUCGACGUGCAAGAUACGCGUGCAUCGAUCUGAACUACUUAUAUGAGUAGUAUAUGCUAUAGCUACACCUCCCUUUUUGCUAUAAGUGUAAUUAAGGAUUCAUCCGUUGGUGUGUGCUUCAUUCUAUAACUCAAUUUCAAGAAAUAUUUUUAUUUGAACAUUGUGA
Molecule: messenger RNA, 1490 nt
Organism: Lolium perenne
Lineage: Eukaryota; Viridiplantae; Streptophyta; Magnoliopsida; Poales; Poaceae
Product: GDSL esterase/lipase At5g45670
Molecular function (GO): hydrolase activity, acting on ester bonds
Source: RefSeq, a predicted model, not a curated record